Molecule: messenger RNA, 1284 nt
Organism: Raphanus sativus (radish)
Lineage: Eukaryota; Viridiplantae; Streptophyta; Magnoliopsida; Brassicales; Brassicaceae
Exons: 3
Coding region: 1-1284 (427 amino acids)
Source: RefSeq, a predicted model, not a curated record
AUGACCACGUCGUCUGUCCGCAACAUCGUGUCGUUCGAGGAUCGAGCAACGGCUAGUCAAGCCAAACCUCGUGACAACCUCCUAGUAAUCGAACUUACGAUUCAGGACAUCGACGUAGCAAGAAUAUUGGUCGACACCGGAUGCUCGGCUAAUGUUAUCUAUAAGAGCACCCUCGAGAGAAUGGGGAUCGAUCUAAACACUAUUACAGACGAUCCCAGUCUAGUAGUUGGACUCUCGGGAAACAAUACAAUGACCCUUGGCUCGAUUGAUCUCUCAGUCAAAACUGGGAGCGUCACCAAAAAUGUGGAAUUCCUGGUGGUCGACGGUCCGACAGCAUAUAACGUGAUCGUCGGAACUCCAUGGUUGAAUUCUAUGCGAGCGAUCCCCUCAACAUUCCACCUGUGCCUCAAGUUUCCGACACCUUCUGGGGUCGAAACAAUACAAGGGGAUCGGGGAAGUAUCGCAAACUCCCCGGAGAUCUUCCGGCAGUCGCAAAGAGCUGAAUCCCUAGAAGGGAAGCGUGAACCUACCUGCGAGCCGGUAGUCUCGAUCUACCUCGACGAGUCCUACCCAGAGCGAUGCGUCGAAAUUGGAGCCAAUCUCCGCGAACCGCUAAAAGCAGAGCUCAUAGCGUGUCUCCAGAAUAACCUCAAUACGUUCGAUUGGACCGCGGAAGAUAUGCCGGGAAUCGACAUCAGCAUAACAUGUCACAAACUUAACAUCGACCAGACUCACAAACCCGUCAAACAAAAGAGACAAAAGCUGGGACCCGAACGUGCCACUGCGGUUAAUGAGGAAGUCGAAAAGCUCCUCAAAGUGAGGUCGAUAACAGAAGUUAAAUAUCCCGACUGGAUUGCCAAUCCCAUCGUAGUCAAAAAGAAAAACGGCAAGUGGCGAGUAUGCGUCGACUUUACCUAUCUCAAUAAGGCAUGCCCAAAGGACUGUUUUCCGCUUCCGCAUAUCGACCGACCAGUCGAAGCAACCGCGGGGAACAAGCGCUUGUCAUUCAUGGACGCUUUCUCUGGUUACAAUCAGAUCAUGAUGAACCCCGACGAUCGCGAAAAACUGCAUUUAUCACCAAUCGCGGAACAUAUUGCUACAAGGUUCGCGGUAGCAUCGGGAGAGUUCCUCGGUUACCUCGUAGCAUUCCGUGGGAUAGAGGCCAAUCCAAAACAAAUCGACGCACUGAUAGAAAUGGUCUCCCCGAGAACCAAACGAGAAAUCCUAAGAUUAACCGGAAGAGUCACGGCCUUGAAUUGUUUCAUCUCGCGCUCCACCGAUUAG